This is a messenger RNA of Megalops cyprinoides (Indo-Pacific tarpon), 4386 nucleotides long. RefSeq names its product plakophilin-4-like. Gene Ontology annotation, biological process: cell-cell junction assembly; cell-cell adhesion. Gene Ontology annotation, cellular component: cytoplasm; adherens junction; plasma membrane. Gene Ontology annotation, molecular function: cadherin binding. The transcript is spliced from 23 exons. The record is from RefSeq and is a predicted model, not a curated record. NCBI's taxonomy places the organism in Eukaryota, Metazoa, Chordata, Actinopteri, Elopiformes, Megalopidae. Bases 175 to 3726 code for a protein of 1183 amino acids.
GCCGCGGAGAGCAGCAACCUCGCCUCCAACCAUGGAGACGAGUUAGCCUGAUGUACGUGCGGGACAAGGUCAGGGUUUCUAUGAGAACUAUUCGCUGAACGGUGAAGCUUUAUCUUCCGAUGGAGUUCUUCGUCAGAUCACACAGCCUGCGAUAGAAUUCCUCCUCACGGGGGAAUGCCAGCUCCUGACCAGACCUCAGUGAUGGAGGAGGGGCUGAGCAUACGAGAAGGAGCCUCCGGCCACAGCAUGGAGCCCGACAGCACCGCCACCAACAUCCUGGCCUCCGUCAAAGAGCAGGAGCUCCAGUUUGAGCGGCUGACCAGGGAGCUGGAGGUGGAGCGGCAGAUCGUGGCCAGUCAGCUGGAGAGGUGCAGGCUGGGGGCGGAGUCUCCUGGUGCGGCCAGCGGCAGCUCGUCUGAGAAGUCCUACAACUGGAGGUCUGCAGAUGCCUCGACAGCGGGCGACACCAAAUCUCGGGUGACAGACAGCUCCCAGUCGCCCUCCUACCACCUCCGCAGUGACCCGGAGCAAGGGGCGCUGUGCUCUCCCGAGCAGACCUCGCUCCAUGAAAGUGAGGGGUCUGCUGGGAACUCCCGCAGCUCCACCCAGAUGAACUCGUACUCGGACAGCGGCUACCAGGACGCCAGCAGCUACUACAGCUGCCAGAACCUGGGCAAGAGCGAGCUGAGACUGCAGCACUCGUACCCGGGGCCGGGCGGUGGCUCCGCCCUCCUGAGGAGCACCCGGGCCGAGGGACAGACCUCCGUGCAGGUGCCGGCGGGUGCCCCGGCGGCAUCGGGCCGGGCGAUGCGGAGGGCGAGCUCGGUGCAGUCCCGCACGCAGUCCCCGGCGUACGGCAGCAGCGUGUCGCCCUCGCGGGGGUCGCUGCGCACCUCCCUGGGCAGCGCGUACGGCUCGCCCGUCGUCACGGAGCCCAAGCCCCUCCCCAGCGUCUUCUCCAACUCCACGCUGCCCCCCUCCCCGCGGGCCGGCUCGCCCUACUCCUCCGCCCACAAGGCCGGGUCGCCCGCCGCGCUGCGCCGCAUCGGCUCCGCCAACUCCCGCUCGGGCGGCGGGAGCCGCACCGCCUCGCCCUACCAGCUGCUGAGCGGCACGGGCCCCCCCGGACACCCGGGCUCACCCUCCUCCUCGCCCGCGCGCUCCGCCAUGACCGCCGUGCCCCAGCACUAUGGCUCCACCCUGCCCCGCGCCCCACGCCAUGACGCCGACCCCUACGCCUACGACGUGUAUGAGAGGAUGAUCCCGCCACGCCCCGACAGCCUCACAGACGCUCUGGUAGAUGAAAUGCAAGGUCUGCGGAGCUCCUACGCCAGCCAGCACAGCCAGCUGGGGCAGGGCUUGCGGUCGGCCAUCUCACCCGACCGCCACAUCACGCCCAUCUACGAGGACAGAACCUUCCAGAGCCCACUGUACCGCAGCCCUAACCACGGCACCAUAGACCUGAACCACGGCUCCCAGAGCGUCAUCUACAGGACCGCGUCAGGUAUCGGGAACCUCCAGAGAACCUCCAGCCAGCGCAGCACGAUGACCUACCAAAGAAGCAACUAUGCCCUGAACACAGCCGCCACCUACGCGGAGCCGUACCGCUCCGCCCACUACCGCCCCGCCGAGUCCAGCUACGCCCGGCAGGUGGUGACGGACGAUGGGGCCACCCGCUCGCCAUCCAUAGACAGCAUCCAGAAGGACCCAAGAGAGUUCGCCUGGCGGGACCCGGAGCUGCCGGAGGUCAUCCACAUGCUGCAGCACCAGUUCCCGUCCGUGCAGGCCAACGCUGCCGCCUACCUGCAGCACCUGUGCUUUGGGGAUAACGGAGUCAAGGCCGAGGUGUGCCGUCUGGGAGGGAUCAAGCACCUGGUGGACCUUUUGGACCACAAGGUUCUGGACGUGCAGCGCAAUGCCUGUGGGGCGCUGAGGAACCUGGUGUACGGGAAGGCCACGGACGACAACAAGAUCGCCGUGAGGAACGCGGGCGGAGUCCCCGCCCUGCUGCGGCUGCUGAGGAAGACUGUGGACGCCGAAGUCAGGGAGCUGGUGACCGGGGUGCUGUGGAACCUGUCCUCCUGCGACGCGGUGAAGAUGACAAUCGUCCGGGACGCCUUAAGCACGUUGACCAACACUGUGAUCAUCCCCCACUCCGGCUGGAGCACCUCGUCCUUCGACGACGACCACAAGCUCAAGUUCCACUCCUCCCUGGUGCUGCGAAACACCAGCGGCUGCCUGAGGAACCUGAGCUCGGCGGGAGAGGAGGCCAGGAAGCAGAUGCGCUGCUGUGAGGGGCUGGUGGACUCUCUGCUCUACGUCAUCAAGGCCUGCGUCAACACCUCCGACUUCGACAGCAAGAUUGUGGAGAACUGUAUCUGCACCCUGAGGAACCUGUCGUACCGGCUGGAGCUGGAGAUGCCGCAGUCCCGGCUACUGGGGGAGCUCGACGGGCUGCUGGCCAGCGAGUCACCCAGCAAGGAGGCCGACUCCAGCUGUUGGGGCAGGAAGAAGAAGAAGAAGAAGACCUCCCAGGAUGACCAGUGGGAUGGAGUGGGCCCCAUUCCGGGCUUCUCCAAAUCUCCCAAGGGGGCGGAGAUGCUGUGGCACCCGGCGGUGGUGAAGCCCUACCUCACGCUGCUGGCGGAGAGCUCCAACCCGGCCACCCUGGAGGGGUCGGCAGGGUCUCUGCAGAACCUCUCCGCCGGAAACUGGAAGUUUGCGGCCUACAUCCGCGCGGCGGUGCGCAAGGAAAAGGGCCUCCCCAUCCUCGUGGAGCUCCUCCGCAUGGACAACGACCGUGUGGUCUGCUCCGUCGCCACGGCGCUGAGGAACAUGGCCCUGGACGUCAGGAACAAGGAGCUCAUCGGGAAGUACGCCAUGCGGGACCUGGUGAACCGGCUGCCCGGGGGCAACACCACCCUGCUGUCGGACGAGACCGUGGCGGCCAUCUGCUGCACGCUGCACGAGGUCACCAGCAAGAACAUGGAGAACGCCAAGGCGCUGGCCGACACGGGCGGCAUCGAGAAGCUGGUCAACAUCACCAAGGGCCGGGGCGAGAGAUACUCGAUGAAGGUGGUGAAAGCGGCCGCCCAGGUUCUGAACACCCUGUGGCAGUACAGGGACCUGCGCACCAUCUAUAAAAAGGAUGGGUGGAACCAGAACCACUUCAUCACGCCCGUGUCCACGUUGGAGCGGGACAGGUACAAGUCCCAACCCACCCUGCCUAGCAGCACCUUACAGAUGUCACCUGUCAUCCAGUCAGCUGGUAGUGCGACUUCCUCUCCUGCAAUGCUGGGGAUAAAAGAACAUCGCUCGGAUUAUCAGAGAACACAGUCAUCUAUGCAAUAUUAUAACUACCAGGGAGACAACAAUGUACAUAAAAGUCAACACACAGGGUCUGGAAAGCCAUCACCAUUUUACAUAGGGUCCUACUCCUCACCAUCAAGAGAGAGGGAGUCUAAAAGAAUGCAGCAUCAGCAGCUGUACUAUGCCGACGAGCCCAGCAGGAGGAACUACGACACCUACAGAAUGUACCUGCAGUCUCCUCACGGCUACGAGGACCCCUACUACCAGGAAACGAUCCACUACCCCUCCACCGCGGACUACACCUCUCAGCCUCUGGGGCUCAAGUCCAACACCAACUACGUGGACUUUUACUCCACCACACGGAGGCCUUCCUACCGGGCGGAGCAGUACCCCGGGUCACCCGACUCUUGGGUGUAGCUGUCAAGAGACUCCGACCCGAAAGGAGACGAAAAAAACCCACAGACUCUUCCAUGAACUUUUUAUUUGUAUGUUUUUUUGUUUUUUAAAGUGAAUUUUGAAUGUUUGGUCGGAGAUUGUCGGAGGGAGAACCGGAAUGUGAGCCAAAGAAGGAGGUCAGGGAAAGUCGAUUUUUUUCGAAGGGCGAAUGGUGAGGUUGGGCAUGUUUGAUGGCGACACUGGACAAUUAUCGUGAGCGUCCUCUUGCUCUGUCUAGAUGUUAGUUUUUUUUCCCAUUUGAACCCGUAGCUGUGCUAGCAUGAAGAGGGUUUGGGGGUCAUGUGACGAAAGGUUUGCGGUAGAGGGUCAGGCAGGGAAAUGAGUUUAUAGGCCAAAACUGACGAAGCUUUCACAUUUGUUUAAAAAAGAAUCUAAUGUUAGUUUGUACAGAGGAAUCCUAACAUAUUCCUUUCAUGUUUUAUUGCUGUACUUACUAUUGAGAUUGUAUAUGCCAUGGAGUCUUGUAAAUGUCCUUAAUUUUAUUGUAAAUACAGAAAAAAUGUCACCCGGUCUACACUCAUUGCACUGGUAAAGUCUUGUGCUAUGUCAAAACUAUAUAGGUAUAUAAAUACAUGGAGAAAAUAAGGAGAGAAAUUAAAAAAAAAGAGAUGGCAUUGACAC